AUGCUGUCACAGAUCGUGGUGGGCGUGGACUUCGGAACGACCUACUCCGGGGUCUCAUGGGCGGUCAGGACCAAGGCCGCAGGCCAGAAAGUCCGCGUCAUCAACGAUUGGCCUGAUCCACAUGCUCUGAACUCGACGUCAGAGAAGGUGCCAACCACUACAAGCUACACCAACGACGGCAAACUAGCCCGGUGGGGCUAUGCCAACUCUCCCGGUGAAUUCACCCUCAAGUGGUUCAAGAUCCUGCUGGAGCCCGACAACAAGUACAAGAACGCGGUAGAGGAGGUCUACACCUCCAAGAAGCUUCUGAAGGCCAUCAAACGAUCUCCCGAAGACUUGGUUGCGGACUACCUGAGGCUGAUCUGGAAAUACACCAAGGACGACAUCUGUCGACACCAAGGGCACGACUGGAAAGAAAUCUACGGACUAAAAGUCGUCUUGACCGUCCCGGCCAUCUGGUCUGCGGUGGCCAAGGAGAGGACCCUUCGAGCAGCGAGAGCCGCCGGGUUACCCAACGACAUCACCUUGGUCACAGAACCUGAAGCUGCUGCUCUCGCCGUCCUGAAGGACAAGGCAGCUGAAGAAGGUCUCCAUGUUGGCGAUUCUUUCGUUGUCUGCGAUGCUGGUGGUGGCACAGUGGACCUCAUAAGCUACAGGAUCAAGACCCUUUGCCCGCUGCAGAUUGAGGAGAGUGCUAUAGGCAAUGGUGAUCUUUGCGGAUCCGUCUUCGUAGAUAGAGCUUUCGAACGGUACAUCGCCACCAUCGUUGGGCCCGAAGUGUACAGAACAAGAUUCAGUGAAAAGGCCAAAGCGAACAUGAUGAGGGAAUUCGAAUACGGCGUGAAGAGAGUGUUUACGGGUGACGGUGGACUGUACACUGUUGAUCUCAAGGGAGCAGGUGACGAUCCCAAGAACGGAAUUGAUGACGACACCAUAACAUUGAAGGUGUCAAUGCUCAGGACAAUCUUCGACCACAUCUGCAACCAGGUCGAGACACUGGUCGAAAGGCAGAUCGACUCAGUCCACGAGUACGGCUCAGAGGUCAAGGCUGUGCUCCUCGUCGGAGGAUUCGGCAGCAGCAAAUAUCUCUACAACCACAUCUCCGCCGCUCAGAGGGCUUCCGGGAUACGUGUGCUGCAGAGUACGAACGCAUGGUCGGCAAUAUGCCGUGGCGCAACCGAAUGGGGCUUGGAGAAUGUCGGCUCCGUCGUAGUCCAUCCUGGCCGCACUAACAAGACGAUCGUGUCGCGCUUGUCGCGCUAUAGCUAUGGAGUAGCCCUGUCUUGCCUUUGGGACUCGUCCAUACAUGAUGAGCGUGAUCGAUACUUCGACGAGGCAGAGGGCGUACACCGGGCAAGGAACCAAAUGCGGUGGCUCCUGAGACGUGGCCAACAGAUUACCGAUGGAGAGGAGCUGACAUUGUCUCUGUAUGAGACAGUUCAGGUGGGGUUCUGGAGCUCGGGGCAGCUGAACUUCACGAGGUGUCUGUACAUCUGUGGAGAAGAUGUUCCCCCUAGGAGGCGAGACAGCACCGUCUCCAAAUUCUGCUCCGUUGCAUAUUCCAUCCCUUGCCCCGAGCUAUACAUGGAGAAAAGCUACAGGAGCAAGGUCAAUCGGAAGCGAUAUAGAGAUGUUACCUUUAAGUUGGUGAUGAAGCUGGGAGGAGCGAAGGUGGACUUCAAGGUCUAUUACAACGACAGGCUCGCCGCAUACUGUGAAGCAACGUACUUGGAAGAUGCGUAG
This is a messenger RNA of Diplodia corticola, 1743 nucleotides long. Its product is annotated as hsp70 family chaperone protein. Bases 1 to 1743 code for a protein of 580 amino acids. The transcript has 10 exons. Gene Ontology annotation, molecular function: ATP binding; ATP-dependent protein folding chaperone. The record is from RefSeq and is a predicted model, not a curated record. NCBI's taxonomy places the organism in Eukaryota, Fungi, Ascomycota, Dothideomycetes, Botryosphaeriales, Botryosphaeriaceae.